AAAAGGACGGGCCCGGGGAGAAGAUGGAGUUCCCCGGAGGAAGUGACAACUACCUGACCAUCGCGGGGACCUCCCACCCCUUCUUGUCGGGGGCCGAGACGUUCCACACGCCCAGCCUGGGUGAUGAAGAGUUUGAGAUCCCGCCCAUUUCCCUGGACUCCGACCCCUCGCUGGCCGUGGCCGACGUGGUGGGCCACUUCGACGACCUGGGCGACCCCACGGCCUCGCAGGACGGCAGCUUCUCGGCCCAGUACGGCGUCCAGGCGCUGGAUAUGCCCGUGGGCAUGACCCACGGCUUGAUGGAGCAGGGCGGCGGGCUCCUGAGCGGGGGCUUGGCCAUGGACCUGGACCACUCCAUAGGCACUCAGUACAGCGCCAACCCGCCCGUGACCAUCGACGUCCCGAUGGCCGACAUGACGUCCGGCCUGAUGGGGCACAGCCAGCUGACCACCAUCGACCAGUCGGAGCUGAGUUCCCAGCUGGGUCUGAGCCUCGGGGGCGGGACCAUCCUCCCUCCCCCGGCCCAGUCCCCCGAGGACCGGCUGUCCACCACCCCGUCGCCCGCCAGCUCCCUGCACGAGGACGACGUGGAGGACUUGCGGAGGGUCCCCAGCCAGAAGGCCAUCGUGGUGGAGCCCGGCAAGAAGCAGAAGACCCCCAAGAAGAAGAAAAAGAAAGACCCCAACGAGCCUCAGAAGCCGGUCUCGGCGUACGCCCUGUUCUUCCGGGACACGCAGGCGGCCAUUAAGGGGCAGAACCCCAACGCCACCUUCGGGGAGGUCUCCAAGAUUGUGGCCUCCAUGUGGGACAGCCUGGGCGAGGAGCAGAAACAGGUGUACAAGAGGAAGACCGAAGCCGCCAAGAAGGAAUACCUGAAGGCGUUAGCCGCGUACAAAGCCAAUCAGGUGUGUCAGGUGACCGUGGAGACGGUGGACUUGGAGCCGGCCCCGCCGCCGCCGCCGCCGCCGCCGCAGAACGCCACCCCGUCCCCCGCCGCCCCCGCCACGGCCGUCGCGGCGGCGCCCGCCCCCCCGGCGCCGUCCGAGCCGCCCACCCUGUCCCCCUCGAUCGUGGUCAACUCGGCCCUGUCGUCCUACGUGACCAACCAGGCCCCCGGCGGGGCGGGCGGCCAGCCCAGCAUCACCAAGAUCAUCAUCCCCAAGCAGAUGCUGACGUCCGGCCAGCUGCCCUCCUCCAUCGCCGUGUCCCAGGGGGGCAUGGUCACCGUCAUCCCGGCCACCGUGGUCACCUCGCGGGGGCUGCAGCUGAGCCAGCUGCAGGCGGCCCCCAGCUCGGCCGGCCCCCAGGCCCAGAUCGUCACCCGCUCGGUGCUGGCCGCCUCCAUCCAGCUGCCCCCGCCCCGGCUGCAGCCCCCGCCGCUGCAGCAGAUGCCCCAGCCGCCCCCGCCGCAGCAGGUGACCAUCCUGCAGCAGCCCCCGCCGCUGCAGGCCAUGCAGCAGCAGAAGGUGCGCCUCAACCUGCAGCCGCAGCAGCAGCAGCCCCCGCCCCCGCCGCUGCAGAUCAAGAUCGUGCCCCCGCCCGCCCUGCAGAUCCAGCCGGCCCCCGCGCCCCCGGCCCUGGAGCCCGGCCCCGAGCCCCGGACCGCGGACGCCCCGGCCUCGCCCGAGGCCAUCGAGAUGAUCGCGGACGUCGUGCCCGAGGUGGAGUCCCCGUCCCAGAUGGACGUGGAGCUGGUGAGCGGCUCGCCCGUGGGACUGUCCCCUCAGCCCCGCUGCGUGCGCUCGGGCUGCGAGAACCCGCCCGUCGUCAGCAAGGACUGGGACAACGAGUACUGCAGCAACGAGUGCGUGGUGAAACACUGCAGGGACGUGUUCCAGGCCUGGGUGGCCUCCAGGAACUCGAGCCCGGUGGUGUUUGUGAAAUAGGCCUCGCUUCCACCCGCCACGCGAGACUCGGCGUUUGGGCUCUCCGGCCCCGGCCUCGCGUCUGA
Messenger RNA from Tachyglossus aculeatus (Australian echidna), 1951 nucleotides. It is a transcript of the gene TOX4, whose product is annotated as TOX high mobility group box family member 4. Gene Ontology annotation, biological process: regulation of transcription by RNA polymerase II. The record is from RefSeq and is a predicted model, not a curated record. The transcript is spliced from 9 exons. The coding region runs from base 24 to 1886 and encodes 620 amino acids. Gene Ontology annotation, cellular component: nucleus. Gene Ontology annotation, molecular function: chromatin DNA binding. NCBI's taxonomy places the organism in Eukaryota, Metazoa, Chordata, Mammalia, Monotremata, Tachyglossidae.